CAAGCGCACUGCAAACGGGGCUGUUCUCCCGGACGGAGGGGGCCAGAGAGAAAGGAGGUUGAUUAUGGCCGCCUCCAUGAUUUGCACUCGGGCGGUGGCGGCCGCGAAACAGCUGAGGGCAUGUCGCGGUGGCUGUCAUGCAGACGUGAGCGCAGGUGCCAAGGUAUUCAGUGGAAGACAAGGUUUGUUUAAUAGCUACGUGUUUCAAGUGCAGCAGCGAAGGAACUUGUCACUGCAUGAAUACCUGAGCAUGGGACUAUUGAAAGAAGCAGGCAUUGCUGUUCCAUAUGGAUUGGUUGCAAAGACACCAGAGGAAGCUUACAAAAUUGCAAAAGAAAUAGGUACAAAGGACCUUGUUGUAAAGGCACAAGUAUUAGCUGGUGGUAGAGGAAAAGGAACCUUUGAAGGUGGCCUUAAAGGAGGAGUGAAAAUAGUCUUUUCUCCAGAAGAAGCAAGAGAGAUUUCCUCCAAAAUGAUUGGGAAAAAACUGUAUACCAAGCAGACAGGAGAAAAGGGCAGGAUAUGCAAUCAAGUGUUUAUCUGUGAGCGCAGAUAUCCAAGGAGAGAGUACUAUUUUGCAAUAACUAUGGAACGAUCAUUUCAGGGCCCUGUACUCAUUGGCAGUUCCCAGGGUGGUGUCAAUAUUGAAGAUGUUGCUGUGGAGAAUCCUGAUGCGAUAGCUAAGGAACCUGUUGACAUUAUGGAAGGCAUAAAAAAGGAGCAAGCUAUCAGGCUGGCCAAGAAGAUGGGGUUUCCUGCUAAUUUGGUAAAUGAAGCAGCUGACAAUAUGAUGAAGAUAUACGACCUCUUCAUUAAAUUUGAUGCUACUAUGGUAGAAAUUAACCCCAUGGUUGAAGAUUCUACAGGGAUUGUGAUGUGUAUGGACGCAAAGAUAAAUUUUGAUAGCAAUUCGGCUUAUCGUCAGCAGAAAAUCUUUGACCUGCAGGACUGGACCCAAGAAGACAAGAGAGACAGGGAUGCCGCAAACGCAGAUCUCAAUUAUAUAGGAUUGGAUGGAAACAUUGGAUGUCUUGUGAAUGGAGCUGGUCUUGCAAUGGCCACAAUGGAUAUAAUUAAACUCCAUGGAGGCACCCCAGCAAAUUUUCUUGAUGUUGGAGGUGGUGCUACCGUGCAGCAAGUAACUGAGGCUUUUAAACUGAUUACUUCAGAUAAAAAGGUGCAGGCGAUUCUGGUAAAUAUUUUUGGAGGCAUUAUGCGAUGUGAUGUGAUUGCGCAGGGUAUAAUUAUGGCAGUAAAAGAUUUGGAUCUCAAAAUACCUAUUGUCGUACGGUUACAAGGUACACGAGUUGAUGACGCUAAAGCUUUAAUAACAGACAGUGGUCUGAAAAUACUUGCCUGUGAUGACUUGGAUGAAGCUGCUAAAAUGGUUGUGAAACUCUCUGAAAUAGUAACCUUAGCAAAACAAGCUCAAGUGGAUGUUAAGUUUCAGUUGCCAAUUUGAUCAGACACAUAAUGGCUCAUGUCCUCAAAGCCCGCGUGCUCUGUUGGCUAAAGUACUGUUCAAUUAUUUCUUCCUUUGUUUGUGUGUGCGUGGGGGUUUUACUUGCUUGAUGGGUACACAUGUAUCAUCAUUCUGUUAAUAUUUAAAAUGUUCAUUGUCAAACUAUUGUUAAUGCUAAUAUCUACUUAGUUGCCCUCUCCUUCAGUUUACAGCUGCUGAAACAGAUGUUCUUGAUAUACUUGCUUUGGGAAAAACAACCUUAAAGUUAAAAGGGGGGGUGUUCCUAACAAUUAGUCUAGCUAGCAUAUAUAAUAGCAAGUAUCCACUGUGCAACUUUCAUAGGCUACUGAGAGAAUGAUUCAUGCAGCACAAAGGAAUACGAUGGCAAAACAAAAGAAUGUACUGAGGCAUUCAAUAUAUAUUGAAGACAUUUAUAUCCUGCAGUACAGUGAGUAAACUUGAGCAUCCUGCUCACUAUUUAUGAACAGUGGAUUUUUACAUCCAGUGCUUUCUAAAGCAACCACUCUUUGAACAUUGUAGUUUAAUCACUAUAAAACAUACUGUCUUCAUGAUUUUCUGGUACUUAAUUUAAAAGUAUCAUGUAGUUCUGUAUAUGAACAAAUAAAAGCUUAUUUCUUUUA
Molecule: messenger RNA, 2103 nt
Organism: Rhineura floridana
Lineage: Eukaryota; Metazoa; Chordata; Lepidosauria; Squamata; Rhineuridae
Gene: SUCLA2
Product: succinate-CoA ligase ADP-forming subunit beta
Exons: 11
Coding region: 65-1462 (465 amino acids)
Biological process (GO): tricarboxylic acid cycle; succinyl-CoA metabolic process
Cellular component (GO): succinate-CoA ligase complex; mitochondrion
Molecular function (GO): succinate-CoA ligase (ADP-forming) activity; ATP binding; metal ion binding
Source: RefSeq, a predicted model, not a curated record